Molecule: messenger RNA, 2153 nt
Organism: Coffea arabica (coffee)
Lineage: Eukaryota; Viridiplantae; Streptophyta; Magnoliopsida; Gentianales; Rubiaceae
Product: dihydroceramide fatty acyl 2-hydroxylase FAH1-like
Biological process (GO): lipid biosynthetic process; fatty acid metabolic process
Cellular component (GO): membrane; endoplasmic reticulum
Molecular function (GO): fatty acid 2-hydroxylase activity; iron ion binding
Source: RefSeq, a predicted model, not a curated record
ACUUGUUCUGAAUUUUUGUGGAGAAGUUGAAGUUUUUGAUUGAUUGUUUGGUUGGUAGAUCUGUUGUAAUGGUGAUAUAAUGAGAACCCUUUUUGGGUUUUGAUCUAAUUGGUAACCUGCAUUUUGGGUUGGAUUUAAAAGCUUGGAAAAAGACCCAAUUUUUACAGCAUUUGGGAUGGAUGCUAUCUUAUGUGUUUAUUCAGAAUUGAAGGGUGGUUUCAGUAUGGGAAAAAAAUUGUUUUUCUUUUUCUUUAAUUUCUCAGCGUGAAAUGGCGACUUUUUGUGCAGUCUAAUGGUUGGAUUAGAAGUAUUAUCUUGGAAAGUUUCAAGGAGAAAGCCAAAGCUAAUUGGCUAUUUGGUGUUUCUUGUUCUCUGUUGCUAGUUAGUUUAGUAGAUGUUGCUGAGAUGGUGUCCAAUUUUGUGUUUCAAUAUGCAAAAAGGCAUUUCUUCAAGAUCAAAAUAUGUAUGUUAAGAUCUACUUGACACUGUGCAGGAUUUUUUUUACUAGAUAUUCGGUUAAGAUCCCUAAUCAUUCUGUUAUCUGCUAAAUUCGGUUAGUAUUGUUUUACAAAAAAUGUGAAAUUGUUUGCAUUCCAAAAUGACAGUAUACCAAGCAAAUGUGAGUUCCCUUGUGUUCUUUAUGUCCUUUGCUCAUGUCAAAUUUUGGUAUUGUGUGUUUGUACUUGUACCAAAGGGUCUGGCUCCAUGCUGUAGUCCUAAUGCUCUAUUCAAUUUGGCAUAACGAGUUGGGUUUGUGGCAGGACCAUAACUGCUAUUCUUACUUAUUUUAUGUUAAAAUGAUCUUGUGUACCAUUUUAAUCAAGUUCCCCUGCACUCGAGUGGUACAUUUUUCCCUACUAUUACUUCGACUAAAUUGGCUACUUGUGUCAUUUGCCUAGGAUUAAUACGUUAGGAGUUCUUGGAAUAAAGGAUGGAGAUGCAGAUUGGAAGAGUAGGGAACAUCAUAAAAUGGAAUUGUUUCCUCCAUAAAGUUGUGUUGUGUCCUUUGCUUUGCUUGCCUUUGUAUAGUUUUGAGGCCUGAUGGAAUUUGGUGCCAAGAUGGUGGCUCAGGGUUUCACAGUUGAUUUAAACAAACCUCUUGUCUUCCAGGUAGGUCAUCUUGGAGAAUCUUAUCAGGAGUGGGUUCACCAGCCUAUAGUUAGCAAGGAAGGUCCCCGAUUUUUUGGAAGUGACUUUUGGGAGUUUUUAACCCGCACAGAAUGGUGGGUAAUCCCCCUUGUUUGGCUCCCAGUUGUAUGUUGGUUUGUUUCAAAGUCAAUUGUGAUGGGUCAUACACUUCCUCAAAUAGCUCUGACGGUGGUAACUGGAAUCGGUGUAUGGACUUUGCUAGAAUACACUCUACAUCGUUUCCUUUUCCACAUCAAGACGAAAAGUUAUUGGGGAAAUACCAUGCAUUAUCUUCUUCAUGGUUGCCAUCAUAAGCACCCCAUGGAUGGUCUGCGCCUUGUCUUCCCUCCUGCUGCAACUGCUGUGCUGUGCUUCCCUUUCUACAACUUAAUAAAACUCAUUUCUACUCCUUCUACUGCUCCUGCUUUGUUUGGAGGUGGUUUACUGGGUUAUGUGAUGUAUGAUGUAACCCAUUAUUACUUGCACCAUGGGCAGCCUACAAGUGAAGUGCCAAAAAACCUCAAGAAGUAUCAUUUGAAUCAUCACUUUCGUAUCCAAAAUAAAGGCUUUGGUAUCACUUCCUCGUUAUGGGAUAAGGUCUUUGGAACACUACCAACCUCAGUGCCAGCUGAGAAGAGCAGAUAGUUUGAUGUGUAAUAACUUAGUAUUCGGCCAAAUAUUUCGUUCUCCAAAUAUUCUUUUUUAUGCUAUUAUAUAUAUGCAGAAUAGGAGUUUUCUAAGAAAAGUAGCAGAUUUUGGUUUAAGGGAGGCAAUGUAGAAAGUUAAACCAAGUCUUAUUUAAUUAUUUAGUUCAGCGUCCAAAAUUGGUGUGACGUCCGAGUCAUAUUUAGUCUCCUUGGGCUUAUGUCGAUUAAAGUGUCCAAGUCCAAUUGUAUUCUCUUCUCCUUGAUUGAUUCGGUGUCCAGUGUUUGAGGAAGCGGGCGGUGGAUAUUUGAGGAAUAAAUUUGAGAGUUUGCCUCCUGAAACUUGUAUUUUCCUACUCAUGUACCAUUACAUUUCGUCUU